UUAAUUCGUCGAAAGUUCAGUAUGUUGUUGCACAUUGAGAGUCUUCUAUAAUAUAUUAUAUUCUAAGUUUUAUCGACUAGUCACAUAAUUAAAUAUUGUUUUAUACAAUAUUACUUCUGUUACUAUAGAAUAGAUCAGAAAAUUUGCUAUGAGUCUUAACCAAAAGAUAAAUAAUGAUCAUUAUUCAAAUGAGUAUUCAAGGAUAAGAAAAUUAACUAGUAGAUACGAUAUAAGAACACAUUCUAAUGAAUUCGGGUUGACAGAAGAUCAAGUUGCAGAAUUUAAGGAAGCAUUUAUGUUGUUUGAUAAGGACCAUGAUGGAAAAAUAACAGAGGCAGAAUUAGGUGUCGUAAUGAGAUCCUUAGGGCAGAGACCAACUCAAUCUGACUUACGAGGGAUGGUUAAUGAAGUUGAUCAAGAUGGUAAUGGAAGUAUUGAAUUUAAUGAAUUUCUUCUUAUGAUGGCUCGGAAAUUAAAGGUAUCAGACGGUGAAGAAGAAAUGCAUCACGCAUUUAAUGUAUUUGAUAAAAAUGGUGACGGUUUUAUAACAUUUGAUGAGUUGAAACGUGUCAUGUUUAGUAUUGGAGAACGGCUUACUGAUGAAGAAAUUGAAGAUAUGAUUAAAGAAGCGGAUUUAAAUGGAGAUAAAAAAAUUGAUUACAAUGAAUUCAUAACCAUAAUAACAUCGAAAAAGUAAAAUGUGACAUAUGAACAAUAUAUUUCAUUUCGCUUAUGACUACUUAAUAUUAAGACGUUAAUAAAAAUGUUCUAAUUUAUUUUAUUAUCUGUAUAUUUCAAUAAUUCUUAGAAUUACUUUGAGAAAAUUUCUCAGCUGAUAAAUCCCAUCUUUGAACCCAUAAAAAUUUUUUUGGCAAAAAUGUCUAACCUUAGAAACAAUUACGUAAGUAUAUGGAAGAGUAUAAAGAAGCAUAUUAUGUUGUAAUAUAUGGGAUUUUCACAAUCACUAUAAUAUUGAAAGUAAAAUAAAAAUUCAUCUUAAGAAGAUCAUAAGAAAAUUAAUAUAGAGCUCUCUAAAAUAAAUUCUUCGUAGGUCACAAAUUUAUAUAUAAUUUACAAAUAAAUAUAGUUAACUAUUUUUUAUAGUUGGUUCGACCAUAUGAAUAUUAUUCCUAGUUAAAUAGUUGUUUUGUCUCUAUAUUAAUCAUAACUUUUUAUUUGAAUAACUAUAUAGUUUUUUUACGUGUUUAAGUAGAUUUUUAAAUGUUUUUUUUUUAAACAUUAUAGGUAUAUAUUAUAUGUAAAUAAGUAAAAUAAUAAAUUCUUUUCAAACAUA
Messenger RNA from Daktulosphaira vitifoliae (grape phylloxera), 1294 nucleotides. Its product is annotated as calmodulin-beta-like. The transcript is spliced from 5 exons. Lineage: Eukaryota; Metazoa; Arthropoda; Insecta; Hemiptera; Phylloxeridae. Gene Ontology annotation, molecular function: enzyme regulator activity; calcium ion binding. The record is from RefSeq and is a predicted model, not a curated record. The coding region runs from base 149 to 697 and encodes 182 amino acids.